This is a messenger RNA of Epithele typhae, 921 nucleotides long. RefSeq lists its product as uncharacterized. Bases 1 to 921 code for a protein of 306 amino acids. The record is from RefSeq and is a predicted model, not a curated record. The transcript has 2 exons. Lineage: Eukaryota; Fungi; Basidiomycota; Agaricomycetes; Polyporales; Epitheliaceae.
AUGGAGCAAGUACAGGCUGCGUUUGAAGCAAACCGCAGCCGGAGCCAUGUGUCGGUGUUCCUCUUUCUCGGCGUUCACUACUCCCACUUCAUCUUCAAACGGCCAGGCGACACAAACCACCUCGUGCGUGAAGACCUCACCAUUCCUCAAGACCAGAGCCAAGAUACACCUGUUGUCACGAAAAUUAUCCGAUCAUAUCUGAAAUCCUCCGCUCGCUAUGUCCCAGAUAUUCUUGUCCUCAACGAACCUUCGAUAAAGGUAUCAAAAGAAGAGUCGGAGGAGUUUCAUGCAGACUUGCUAGAGUUUGUGCGUUCGCCAUUCAAGGAUGCAAUCUCAUCGAUUAUCACCGAAGGGACGGAAGGUCUGGCUCGGACCACCGCAAAACGUCUAGAGUCAGCAAAGUCCGCAAACGAGUCGGAAUUCCAGCCAGUCCCGUCAUCUGGUACUGACGACAAAUCCGAAGGAGGACGCAAUUUGUCGAUGAGGCUUUACAAGGACGACCACGACAUAGCUGAUACUCCUCAUGAAGAGCUCCUCAGUCGCCGUGGAAGGGGGAAUCCCGAACUUGCGCAGAUAAGCCGCGAAGCCUUAACUCUCGAUGAGGUGGCUGAGAGGCGCCGCAUGGCCCUCCAACCGCGAAGCUCGUCGACGAUCAGCGGGGACCAGCCUCAUGUGCCCGAAGUCCAUAACCAGGAGGAAUCUGUUCAGGACGCGGACGAUGAAGGUUCGGGACCCGACCCGCUGGUACUGCGGAUGUUCCUGCCGAUGAAGGGGAAACGGACGUCGAUACGCCCCGUAGAGAUAAGAAGAAGAGCCAACGAGGGGCAGAAAGGGUGGGCCUGCGAGGGCGGCGACGCGGGGUGGUGGAAGCAAGGCGGCAGCGUGUCUCAGGCCGGUAAGAAGAAGGGUUCGAAGGCCUAG